AUGAUUUCUUUAACCACACGAACGUUACGCUUGUUCUAUAAAUCUCAAAACCCGAAUUUUAGAAGAAAGGAUAGCCUUUUUUCAACAACUUGUUCUCGUUUUCAUGCUGAAAAUAAUAAAGUCUUAUUUGGCUGGGGUGAUCUAGGGUCUUUAUAUUCGGAAAAUACUAUUAAUAAAAAUGAAAGGGGCGACGAUAUUUACAUGUUUAAAACACCGAAAAUUUUAGAAAUUGAACAAAUUGUAGGAUCAGAGUUAUCAAAUUCGAUAGAGAAAGAGAAGCUUAAAGUUGCAAAAAUUUCAGCGGGAUGGGGACACUCAUUAAUAGCAUUCAAGCGCGGAGAAAAAAAUUUUGUUUUCUCGAUGGGAUUGAAUAAUUCGGGGCAAUUAGGACACGGAAAAAUAGCCAAAAAAGGAUAUCAUAAAGGACUCGUGAAAGGGUUACCUGAAAAUCAAGAAAUUAAUAUGCUGGCGUGUGGUCGAUUACAUUCUUUUGUUUUAACGUCUAAUAAUGCAACAACAAAAACAGAAUUAUAUGGAUUUGGAGAUUGUAUGUAUGGACAGCUCGGUACUGGAAAAGAUAAAAAAAACUCUCCUCUUCCAAUAAUGGCGGUCGCUUGUGAGCCAUUACCACGUCAUAUUGACACUUUUGCAGAACAUGAGAGCGUCAAACAAGUGACAUGUGGUUUAGAUCAUACAGUUAUUCUAACAAAUGAGAAUAGGUUAUACUCAAUGGGAUGGGGAGCAGACGGUCAACUAGGCCUCGGCAACGACAGCACCACAGAUAAAUCUGUUCCUUCGGCAAUAACUAAACCACUUAAUAAGGAUGGACAUCAAGAACGAAUACGGAAAAUUGUUUCCUCGACAGAUUUUACAAUGGUUUUGUUAGAAAAUGGAACUUUAUGGACCUGGGGAAAUUCAGAGUAUGGACAAUGCAUGUCUGGAGCUAAAGUUGAUCGGAUCUUAGAACCGAUGCAAGUUCCAACAAAAGACCGUAUUGUCGAUGUGGCAAGUGGAGGACUCGGCGACUCGCAUAUUGAGCGACUUACACCUGCUCGUAUUCCGUAUUUUGGUGAAAAACAAGAGUCUAAAGAAAAAGUCGGUGAAAAUAUUGUGGCGAUUUUUUGUGGGCUUGAUUAUGCAGCUGCUAUUUCUGAAUCAAGAAACCUCUAUACAUGGGGAUUCGAUGGCACGCUAGGGCUCUUGGGACAUGAAAGUUAUCACAUAAAACAUCAAUUCAUCCCAAAAAAAGUAGAGUUUCCUGAACCUGUUAAUGUUGAAACUUUGGCUUGUGGCGGACGUAAUGUAUUGGCAUUAUGUAGUCCUAGAUGA
Molecule: messenger RNA, 1329 nt
Organism: Ambispora gerdemannii
Lineage: Eukaryota; Fungi; Glomeromycota; Glomeromycetes; Archaeosporales; Ambisporaceae
Source: the annotation of a GenBank genome assembly